AUGGCUGCGGCUUCAGUGCCAACAACUGAGCUUAUUGGUGAUCAAAAUCGCUUCGUUAAAGCAGGCAGUAAGGUGGCACUUCAUUGCAUCAUACGUGGUACUUUGGACCCUCCCAGUUAUAUUAUCUGGUUCAAGGGUCAGACUCAAGUAACAGAUGAUAACAAAUCUGGUUGGUAUACAGAGAUCGAUAGACAUAUUUUUGGCAAUGCAACCGAUAAUCAAAAUACGAUUGGUUCAUUGAUUAUACCAUUUGUGCGCAAAAAGGAUUCAGGCAAUUACACUUGCCAGCCAUCGAACAGUGCUUCGGUUUCGGUUGACUUGCAUGUGUUAAGUGGCGAGUAUUCCGCAUCGGCUAUUAUGUCUGCUGCAAGCACCUACUGUCCCAAUAUUUAUUAUCUGCUGCUGAUCCUUUUGCUCGUCGUAUUGCAGAAGACGUGACUGAAUCGCUCUGUAUAUUGAAUUCUAAAAUAUUUUGAGUUCUUUUUCUAGUUUUUUGAUUAAGAAAAAUAUUCAA
Teleopsis dalmanni is the source of this 514-nucleotide messenger RNA. RefSeq lists its product as uncharacterized. Bases 1 to 438 code for a protein of 145 amino acids. NCBI's taxonomy places the organism in Eukaryota, Metazoa, Arthropoda, Insecta, Diptera, Diopsidae. The transcript is spliced from 4 exons. Gene Ontology annotation, cellular component: neuron projection membrane. Gene Ontology annotation, biological process: synapse organization. The record is from RefSeq and is a predicted model, not a curated record.